Messenger RNA from Neofelis nebulosa (Clouded leopard), 1643 nucleotides. RefSeq names its product COMM domain containing 8 (gene COMMD8). Bases 337 to 852 code for a protein of 171 amino acids. The record is from RefSeq and is a predicted model, not a curated record. The transcript is spliced from 6 exons. NCBI's taxonomy places the organism in Eukaryota, Metazoa, Chordata, Mammalia, Carnivora, Felidae.
UCAGGAAAAACCAUCUUAACUCUCCUGUGAUUUUACAAGUGAGGAAACCAAAAUGUCAGCAGAGAGAGUUGGACUACCGUGCCCAAGGUUGUCAAACUAGUAAGUGGCAAAGGUGAAACGUAUGUUCAGAUCUGUUGGUUGUGAGUCUUUGUAUUAGCUUCCUGCUCCUAUCGUCCUUCUACCUGCUUCUUAGUAAGGCCCAUAACCUUUCUCAUCAUGUAGGUUGAUGACGCCCAGAUCCCUGCAUCCAGCAAAGAAUCUCUUCCUUGGGUGUCAGACUCCUGCUUAGACACACCCCAGUUGCUUGUGACUAGAAAUGCCCUUCUCUCCCCUUAAAUGGCCAAGUACUACAACAACAUAAUGUGGCUGCUUCAUAAAAUAAUUGAUGGCAUUUGUGGCCGAGCUUAUCCUCUCUACCAGGAUUAUCACAGUGUUUGGGAUUCGACAGAAUGGAAGAAUGUUCUAGAAGAUAUUACCAAAUUUUUCAAAGCUGUAGUUGGUAAAAAUUUACCUGAUGAAGAGAUAUUUCAGCAGUUGAAUCAGCUGAAUUCAUUUCAUCAAGAAGCUAUCAUGAAAUGCUUGAAAAGUAGGAAAGAGGAAAUCAAGAAGGCUCUGUUAGAAGAAAUAGUUGAUAUUUCUUCUGCACAGCUACAGGAUUUUGACUGGCAGUUGAAGCUUGCACUGUCUAGUGACAAGAUUGCUACAUUACAAAUGCCACUUUUAAACCUUACUCUAGACGUAAAAGAAAAUGGUGAAGUCAAACCAUAUUCUGUCGAAAUGAGUAAAGAAGAGCUGCAGAAUCUAAUAAAUUCCUUGGAAGCAGCUAAUAAGGUGGUCCUGCAGUUGAAAUAACUGGAAAUGAUGAAUACCAACACUAUCAGAUUUCACUGCUACACCUGAUAACGGGCGAGUGAAUACUGUGUGUUCAGAAAACCUGCAAUAUACGGACUCUUACACUGUGCUGAGAAAGCAACAGUGUUGAGAUUGCAAAGAUAAAAAUUUAUCAGCUUCCCUAAAGAACAGGAAAUGACAUGGUUGACUGGAAAUGCAUAAAAAUGAUAGAUGAAAAAGCUAUAAUAGCAGUUUAUAUUUUCGUAAUGGCUGUUUUGCCCCAUUUAUUAAAUAUUUGAGAAAUCUUUAUAGAUAUACAGUUUUAUUGAAAGUUGAAAAUAGGUUCUAAAGUAAUGUAAACAUACAAAGCACAAAUAUACUUGAAUGUUGCUUAAAGGAAUAUAUGAAUAGCAAGGAUGUGUAUUAUGGAUAUAUAUGAUUAAUUUGUAAUAUUUUAAAAAAUAACUUUUAAAGAAUGUAUAAGCUGCAUAUAUAACUCAGGAGAUUCCAUAUCUUUCUUAUAUUUCAAAGGAAAGAUUAUAAAAUGUAAAUUUCUUAGAGAAAGAAGCUCUUCUUCAGACAUGAACAAGAAAAAGUAAUUAAAAUUGUGUGAACAGUUUUGAGUUUAUGAAUUAUUAAAAUAUUACUAGAAUAGGAAAAAAUGAAAAUAACACUGUUACUUCUGCAUUUCUGUGUCUGAUUGGGAGGGUGUGCUGUGAUAAAGAGAGUAGAUGUCAUUGUAUAGUGUGUAUAUAACUAUUCAAAUAUUAGCUAAUAUUAAAUAUAAGUCCAUUUUUGUUAUAAACCCUUAA